AUGGACAAAGCAUAUAAAGAAGAGACAGCAACAUAUAAUAAUAAUAAUAAACCACCAGUCUAUCUCAGCCAACCUCGACCACAACUGAAAAGGUCUAUAGUAGAUAAUGCAUUUCCACCUAACCACCCUCUAGCUGGUUUACCAACUCCUUAUCAACAACAACAACAAGCUCGUUUACAAUAUUAUCAUAAUCGACCGCCUGUCUAUGUUGAAAAACCGAGUUUUGGAUUAAGAGACUUUGAGAUACAAGAAACAUUGGGCACUGGUACAUUCGGAAGAGUAUUCCUGACCAAAUUUAAACCUUCAAAUAAGUAUUAUGCAAUGAAAGUAUUAAAGAAAUCAGAGGUGGUUAGAUUGAAGCAGGUUGAACACUUACUAUCGGAAAAAAAGAUCCUUUCAUCCAUACGAUUUCCAUUUAUAGUUGACUUAUUUUGCACUUUUCAAGACGAUUCAAAUCUAUACAUGCUACUCGAAUAUGUCGUAGGCGGCGAAUUGUUCACUCAUUUAAGAAGAGCAGGCAGAUUCACUAAUGAUAUGACAAGGUUCUAUGCUUCAGAAAUCGUAUUGGCUAUCGAAUAUUUACACUCAAAGGACAUUAUCUAUCGUGAUUUGAAGCCUGAAAAUUUAUUAAUUGAUCAUCAAGGUCAUAUUAAAAUUACCGAUUUCGGAUUUGCGAAAAAAGUAGUAGAUCGAACUUGGACAUUAUGUGGCACUCCGGAAUAUUUGGCCCCUGAAAUCAUUCAAAGCAAAGGACAUGGUAAAGCAGUCGAUUGGUGGGCUCUUGGCAUCCUUAUAUUUGAAAUGCUGGCAGGAUAUCCACCUUUCUUUGAUGAUAAUUCAUUUGGUAUUUAUGAAAAGAUCUUAAUGGGAAAAGUUCAAUUCUCUUCGCACUUUGAUCCACUCGCUAGAGAUUUACUGAAACGAUUACUGGUGAGUGAUCGGACAAAGCGGUUAGGGAAUCUCAAGGGAGGAUCGGAGGACGUGAAAAGACACAAGUGGUUCAGAGGUGUAGACUGGAUAGGACUAUUAGAAAAAAAUGUGCGGGCACCCAUUAUUCCACAUUAUCCUCAUCCCGGCGAUACGAGCAAUUUCGAAAAAUACCCCGAGACAUUUGAUGGUGUUUCUGAUACAGGCGAUGAUCCCUAUAAAGAUCUAUUUGCUGAUUUCUCAUAA
Messenger RNA from Rhizopus microsporus ATCC 52813, 1173 nucleotides. RefSeq names its product Pkinase-domain-containing protein. Gene Ontology annotation, molecular function: cAMP-dependent protein kinase activity; ATP binding. Gene Ontology annotation, cellular component: cAMP-dependent protein kinase complex; nucleus. The coding region runs from base 1 to 1173 and encodes 390 amino acids. Gene Ontology annotation, biological process: peptidyl-serine phosphorylation. Lineage: Eukaryota; Fungi; Mucoromycota; Mucoromycetes; Mucorales; Rhizopodaceae. The record is from RefSeq and is a predicted model, not a curated record. The transcript is spliced from 6 exons.